Trichoderma atroviride IMI 206040 is the source of this 1362-nucleotide messenger RNA. RefSeq lists its product as uncharacterized. NCBI's taxonomy places the organism in Eukaryota, Fungi, Ascomycota, Sordariomycetes, Hypocreales, Hypocreaceae. The record is from RefSeq and is a predicted model, not a curated record.
AUGGCGACAGUCAACAAUCUCAUGACUCCAGGGAAUCAAAUCCCCCAUGAAGCGACAAUAGCCCAAAAGUUGCACAUCAGGCAAUUGGUUCGCCUGUACAAUGACUUGCCUACCAACAACGCGCUUCCAGGAAGGGCCACAAAAGCCGUAUUUGAGAUACAAGAUAUAUUUCACCUCAGAUGGCUCCUCGAUGAAAGUAGCUCCGCAGUUCGCCCCGAGGAGUACAGACAAGACGAUGCCGAGCAGCAGUAUCCCAAUGACUGGCUCAUGCAGCAGGGCGCCUCUGAUGCUUUGGCAACUUUCAAGGCAUUUAACGGCCUUUUACCUAGCUGGAUUCCUACUAUCAUUCACCAGAACCCAAAUACUAUAUUCAGUUAUUUCGGGUUUCCCAUCACAGUCAACCCGCUUGGUAACGGGACUCCGAAUCAGGACAAUGACCCAAGGUUCAGGCAUGUAGUUAGGAAGGUGGUUGACAUAUCAUUUGCUCUUAUCAUUUCUCCCAAAAGCCAUGAAGUUCUUCGAGCAAUCCAUCCUGAGGUUACGAAUACGUGGAAUGGACAAGGUUCCAGCGUCACUCCCAUACCAACCGGUGUUGAUUCAUUCGGUGUUGUGAAUCAUUUCUUACGCAUUCUGAGAGCUCGAUUUCCGACCAUUGAACUUCUUGGCCACCGUGACCUGGAAGGAGCAGACGCCGAAGUUCGGCCACGCGGCAUGUGGUUACAGCCGGGCUAUACCAUCGCCGACUACGAUCCAGGCCAGAGCGCCAGAGUUCUUUUGAACGGAGAAAAUGUGGUGUCUGCCAAAAAAGCAGCAAUUAUUGCUACGAGUCCUAACGCGACCGCUACUGAACGUCGUCAAGCCAUGAAAAACUGGACAACGUAUCUAGCCAGUAUGAGCGUAGCACUCGCUCACGAGUUCGUUCACCUAUUUGUCGUUAUGCUGGCUGGCGGUAAAAUCCCCGCCACACCACUAACGAUGCACGGCACCGAUAUUGGAGAUAUCGAGAAGAUUUCUAACGCUCAUCUCAAUACCGGAGAGCUCGACUGGUUUGAUGGCGAUCGCGACUUGAACAAUAUCCCAGGGAGUAUUUGGAGCAAGGUGCGGGGAGAAUCCGGCUUCCACUGGGAGGCAAAGGUUUUUGGCGGCAAGCUGACGACGAACGAGCAAAAGCUCAAGGCUAGACAGGUGACGCUACCAUAUAUCACUGCUUUAUUGAAUCAGGCAUCUCGUCUCCCAAGCGGAGGAUUGCCCCCUCAUCUACAGACAAUUCUGCCAGUUACUCGUUUCCACCUAACAGGAAAGAUCAAAGAUGCCAAGCACAAGAACAAUAUGAGUACACUCAGAUACCCAAAGGCGCCAUAG